This is a messenger RNA of Effrenium voratum, 3555 nucleotides long. The record is from the annotation of a GenBank genome assembly. NCBI's taxonomy places the organism in Eukaryota, Dinophyceae, Suessiales, Symbiodiniaceae.
CUUGUUCCCACAGCGACUUUCUGUGUGAUUCGAGUGAUGGCUGGACGUCAAGAUGUCGAAGAGUUGCAGGACAAGUCUUAAUCAGGCUUAGUCCGCAGAGUCUCAAUUUGGUUGGUCAAAUCGUUGCGAGAUCUCUGUUCCGUGCUGAUGAGCAGGCUGCAGCAAGCAUUGCUCUCAAAGUUCGGAGCUGGAGCAAGGUGGAUGUGCAUCGAUGCCUGCCCCGCGUCUGCGUGGCGAAUUGACAAAUCCAAGGCUAGCCGAUUUGAGGCGAGUUGGCGAACCGAGGCGGCCUGGGCAGCUGACUAGGUCGCCGCUGCAACACACACGCCACUUCAACUGUCAUGCGGCGCAAGUUGCGGAGUUGUGGAAGGCAGUUGGUGAUCCAAAAUGACUGCUUGGUGAACAUGAAUCCCGACCUACAUGAUGUCCUCCAGGUCUUCCAUAUUCACACCCAAGUAACCAAAAGGAGGGGCGUGCUGCCAGAAAGCGCAAAGUGCGCAUCUUGAAGGCCAGGUUGGUGUGCUGCAAUCUCCAGUGCCAGUCCACUCAGGUGAGCCCUUGCGGUUGCUGGCGUCCAAUACCCAACACCUGACCCGUGCCAGGGCACAGUGCUUUUGUGUGGCAGGCCGUCGUAUGAGGUCGUCUGGGUUGCAUCUGCACGCAUGGCGAUGUGCCGCAUGGACCCAAUGGAUGCUUGCAGCGCGCAUGUGACACUGUCGCGCCGGCCCGCCUGACUUCCCUGGCUUGCCCAAGCUUCGCCUGAGUCAUGCUUUGUCGAGCUUAUUGAGUGCCGCAAGGAUGUCUGCAGUGCAGGCAAGCAGCGCUCGCCGUAUGUACUGUCGGCAAAAGAUUGACAACAGCCCUAUUUGCAAUGGAAAGCGGGCCAGCCCUUGGCAGUUGCUGGCGUUGAGUGCUUGAUUAACGAACAUAUGUGUGAGGCACCGCUUGCCGGAAUCGAGUAUUGUUGAUGAGCUCGGCUUCUCCAAGCUUCGCCUGAGUUCUGCUUCACUGACUUUUUUCCGCGUUGGUUGUCGUUUGGGCUGCAUUCGCAAGCAGCACUUGCCGUAUGUUCUAUUGGCAAAACCCCAACUGGCCAUGAUGAUCCGUUGGGUUCUGGCAGUUGGCGUAGAGUACCUGAUUCAAGAAUAAAUGUGCGAGCUUUUCACCUGUGCAGGGGCAGGGCCGUCUAGUGCGACCAGCCUGCCGCCUUAGACUGACUGUUCCAGCUUUGCUUAAGCCUGGCUUUCAAAUUUGUUCAUGUAGUGUUGGUGGCCUGCCGGGCUGCAUUGGUAAGCACGGCUCAAGUUCAUAGAGUGAGACAGACUUGGACACAACCAAUAUUAGCCGUUUGGGCUGCCAUUGCAAGCAUAGCGGCUCGCGCAGCGCAGAUUUCUGCCGCGAAUGAUGUGGGCGGCGUAUGGCUAUCUGAAACAAUUUGCAAGCAACAGAACUCCACGUAUGCCAACUCUUUCGGGCACGCGCGCCGUAUGUGUUCAGAUUGAGUUUGCCAGGCGCUUGAUUUGUAUUCAUGCCUAUCCGUUCGGGUGAGCCCUCGGCGCUCGAAUACUUGUUCAAAGACUCUGUCCAAACAGCCGCAUGUAAAGUAACCUUCCAUUGGAGUUUAUUCAGUGUUGGUGGCUGUUCGGGCUGCAUUUGCAAUCAUGGCGAUUCCGCAAGGAUGUCUUCCGUGCAGAAGGCAAACAGCGUGCGCUAUAUGUACUAUCAGACGGAGCUCGAACAGUUUCGCGCUUCGCAAUGGUGAUUGUAUGUUUGGGUGAGUCCUUGGCGGUUGAUCAAGCAACAUGUGCAUAUGUGAGCUCUUUCAUUUUCUGCCACGCUUUCUGUGCAAGCUGCGUGCAAGGGCAGUACCCUCUAUCGGCGUGCCCGUCGGCCAAACAGACUGUCCGAGUUUUGCUGCCCACCUUGAGUGUAUUCAGUGUUGCUGGUCGCUUAGGCAGCAUUUGUAAGCAUUGCGCUCGAGCUCUUCUCGCAUCGCACGGAUGUCAGUGCAAGCCUUGUGCACCAUUGUGAAGGAUCCGCAAUUUGCCAUAGUGGCAAUGCGCUCAGGUGAGCCCUUGGCGAUUGCUGGCGUAAAAUGCUCAACGCCUGACCAAUGAGCUUCACAAUGUGGGUGUAACAUGUUUUGCAUUGUCCUCUCCUCAGCAGGUUGGCUGCCAGGGCAGUGUGCUUUCGUGCAGCCAGCCGUGUCCGGGUUGCACAUGGGCCAAUGGAUGUUUGCAGUGCGCGGGGGCAAUCACGGCCAAGUCCUGCUUCGCUGUGGCAGGCAAGCAGCGCUUUCCGUAUGUGUCGGAAAGAGCUUUGCAGCGAUCGCCCAGAGCGCAAUGAAGCCUUUCUGUGCGGGUGAGCCCUUUGGCAGUUGGCGUGGAAUGGUUUUGGCAGGGCAAGCGCGGGUCUGUCAGUCGAAAGGCGGUGCCUGGCAUUACACUAGCGGCGCGACUCAGUCUUGUCCUGAAAUCAAUUGAUCCAAGGCGGAGAGACUCCAGUCAGCGCGACCGUCCGGCCCGCCCAUCGCAAAAGGCCCAUUUCCUAACCGACUCAAAGGCAAGGUUCUUGAAGCUCCAGAAGCCUAACAGUUCCCUUCUGAGCUUAGUUAGCUGCAAAUUUGCCGUUUUUUACUUCAUGUAGGAGUCUUUCAUGCGCAUGUGGUUUUUUGUUUUUCCGAACAACGAGACAGGACGUGCAACAAAAAGGCUGACCUAACCCGCAAAAGCACCUGAAGAACGAUACGGGGCAUCCUAGCAUUGGAAUGAAUACACCCCAGGCAAGUAAUUUUGCUGGCUCAUAUGUGAGCUUUGAAUUGUUCUGCCACACUGCCUGCGCAGCAGGCUGCGUGCAGGGUGGUGUCCAUCCGGGCUGCGUUGGCAAGCAUGGCGCUUGAACUGCGCUUCAUUCCUUUCAUUUGUCGAGCGAGACAGAUUUGGACACAAUUCAUAUUGGCCGUUUGGGCUUACAAGCAUAGCUGGUGACGCUGCACAGAUUUCUGCAGUGCAGGAUGUGGGCGGCGUAUGCCUAUCAGCAACAACUUGCGAGCAACCGAGCUGCCAAGCAUGCCAAUCCUUUCGGGCACGGGCGCCGUAUGUGUUCAGAUUGAGCUUGCCAGGCGCUUGAUUUGUAUUCAUGCCUAUCCGUUCGGGUGAGCCCUCGGCGCUCGAAUACUUGUUCAAAGACUCUGUCCAAAGCAGCCGCAUGUCAAGUAACCGGCCAUUGGAGUUUAUUCAGUGUUGGUGGCUCUGCGGGCUGCAUUUGCAAGCAUAGCCAUUCCGCAAGGAUGUCUUCCGUGCAGAAGGCAAGCAGCGUGCGCUUUAUGUACUAUCAGAAGGAGCUUGAACACACUCGCGCUUCGCAACCUUGAUUAUUUGUUUGGGUGAGCCCUUGGCUGUUGAUCAAGCAACAUGUGCAUAUGUGAGCUCUUUACAUGUUCUGCCACGCUUUCUGGCGUGCCCGUCGGCCAAGCGGACUGUCCGAACCCUGCUGCCCACCUUGACUGUAUUCAGUGUUGCUGGUCGUGCUCAACGCCUGACCAAUGAGCUUCAC